AUGGCUGCAUCUUUCUUCUUCCUCCUCCUUGUUUUGUUGUUCUUUAUUAGUUUCAAUGCUCAAGCCCUAGCCAAAAAGGAUCAUUCAUUACUCCUUGGGUUAUCCCAUUCUAGGGUUUCCAUCCCCAUUCCCAAAAACGCCAAAAUUUUGACGAGAAAAACCUCACAAGUGUUGGACAUAAUGGAGCCUUUGAGGGAAGUGAGAGAUGGGUACUUGAUUUCACUGAAUAUUGGGACCCCACCGCAAGUGAUUCAAGUUUAUAUGGAUACUGGCAGCGAUCUCACUUGGGUUCCUUGUGGAAAUCUCUCUUUUGAUUGCAUGGAUUGUGAUGAUUAUAGGAACAAUAAGUUAUCCAAUUUCUCUCCUUCCCGUUCUUCUUCUUCCUAUAGAGACCUUUGUGGUAGCUCCUUUUGUCUUGACAUUCAUAGCUCUGAUAACUCCUUUGAUCCUUGUACUGUUGCUGGCUGUUCUUUGAGCACUCUUCUCAAAUCUACUUGCCCUAGGCCUUGCCCUUCUUUCGCUUACACUUAUGGCGAAGGUGGUCUUGUCACCGGAACCCUAACCAGAGACACCCUCAGGGUUCAUGGAACCGGCACCGGAAAUGUUAUCAGGGACAUCCCGAGGUUUUGUUUCGGUUGUGUCGGGUCAACAUAUCGUGAGCCUAUUGGCAUUGCGGGGUUCGGCAAGGGCUUCCUUUCGCUUCCUUCUCAAUUAGGGUUUCUCCAUACGGGUUUUUCCCAUUGUUUCUUGGGAUUCAAGUAUGCAAAUAACCCUAACAUUUCAAGUCCAUUGAUCUUGGGAGAUGAUGCCAUUUCUGCCCAAGAAAAUCUCCAAUUCACCCCAAUGUUGCAGAGUCCAAUGUAUCCAAAUUACUAUUACAUUGGCCUGGAGGCCAUUUCUGUGGGAAAUUCUAGUCUAGCUCAAGUGCCAUUGAGCUUAAGGGAUUUCGACUCAAGUGGCAAUGGAGGAUUUUUGAUUGAUUCAGGAACAACAUACACUCAUUUGCCUGAACCUUUCUACUCGCAGCUCCUCUCCCUUCUUCAAUCUCAGGUAACUUAUCCCCGAGCGACGGAGGUCGAAGAAAGAACUGGGUUCGAUCUUUGUUACCGAGUUCCAUGUCCCAACAAUACGUUGGCUGAUGUUGAUUUUCUUUUUCCUUCAAUCACCUUCCAUUUUCUGAACAAUGUGAGCCUGGUUUUGCCUCAAGGGAACCAUUUUUAUGCGAUGAGUGCGCCGAGUAAUUCCUCCGCUGUGAAAUGCCUGCUUUUUCAGAGCAUGGAUGACGGCGAUUAUGGACCGGCGGGAGUGUACGGGAGCUUCCAGCAACAGAAUGUUCAAGUUGUUUAUGAUCUGCAGAACGAAAGAAUAGGGUUUCGGCCAAUGGAUUGUGCUUCAGCUGCAGCUUCUCAAGGGCUUCAUAAAAAAUAA
Messenger RNA from Mangifera indica (mango), 1428 nucleotides. Its product is annotated as probable aspartyl protease At4g16563. Gene Ontology annotation, cellular component: extracellular region. NCBI's taxonomy places the organism in Eukaryota, Viridiplantae, Streptophyta, Magnoliopsida, Sapindales, Anacardiaceae. The transcript has a single exon. Bases 1 to 1428 code for a protein of 475 amino acids. Gene Ontology annotation, biological process: proteolysis. The record is from RefSeq and is a predicted model, not a curated record. Gene Ontology annotation, molecular function: aspartic-type endopeptidase activity.